AUACGGGGAUCCCUUUUCUGGCGUUGUGUUGCAGCUCCCUCUGAGGUGAAGUUCGGGGGCUGUUUAUACAGGGGUCCCUUGCCUGGCACUGAGAUGCAGCCACCUCCAGGGUGGGGCACAGGGGCUGUUUAUACAGGGAUCCCUCGCCUGGGCUUAGAUGCAGCCGUAUCUGGGGCAUAGUUCAAGCCCCUACUGUUUGCAAUCCCACCGUGUGUGCGUGGCCAGGUGAUGUCACGGUCCUGCUGUGUGGGGUGAUGAUGAGACCAUAGGCUUGUGCGGAGCCAAUUUCAUGAGGGAGGGCCCGGCCCCUCCGUGCAAGUCUUGUGAUUCAUUGUGCACAUGUCGUGUGAUGGCCAUCGCUGAGCACUGGCGAGGUGGCAGAGACGGAUCCCAGCCAGCAACAUCCUUGCUCCCAGCCUUGUACUGCUGCGCCCCCACCCGGCUGCUCUCGCGACUCUGGGGGGUGCUGACAGGGCUGGCGCUGCCCCACUGGCUGCGACGCCCCCUGCUGGCGCUCUACGUCUGGGCCUUCUCCGUCAACAUGGCCGAGGCGGCUGAGGAAGAUCUGAGUGGCUACCGCAGCCUUGGGGAGCUCUUCCGGCGCCCGCUCAAGCCCUGGGUGCGUCCCAUCGCACCCUAUGACAUGGUCAGCCCGGCAGAUGGCUGCAUCGUGCACCUGGGCCGGGUGCGGAGGAGCCGCCUGGAGCAGGUGAAGGGGGUGACGUACUCCCUGGAGAGCUUCCUCGGGCCCCAGGACUGGAGGGAAGAUGUGGGCCGGGAUCUCUCCCCAUGGUGGCGCCGGGGGCACCAGCUCUAUCAGUGCAUCAUCUAUCUGGCGCCGGGUGACUACCACCGCUUCCAUUCACCCACCGACUGGCACAUCCGGCACCGCCGGCACUUUCCAGGACCUUCACACCAAUUGCGCCCGCCACGUGCAGGGCUGCUACCACGACCUCAGCUACUUGGCUUGGGCAGGGCCAGCCGGGGUCCCCACCCCCAAGGGAGCUGGCCUAGGCGAGUUCAACCUGGGCUCCACCAUCGUCCUUCUCUUCCAGGGGCCCCGGCGCUUUGGCUUCCGCACCAGUGCUGGGUGCAGGGUGCGGGUGGGGCAGGCGCUGGGCAGCCUGUGACGCGGCGGGCAGAGGAGCAGGCCCCCAUUUCAGGGCGGGACCCCGAUUUCCUGGGGAGAUUGGAGAACCCCUUCACUGCCAUGGGGGAGAUACCCCAGAUUCGGUGGAGUACAGGGAAGUGACACUAGACUUGUGGGAGAAGGGAAGCCCCCAUUUCAGAUGGGAGAAUUGGACCCCUCUUUACUGGGGGGAAGGGAGGGGUCCCCCAUUCCAAUAGCCCCUCCAGCUUUUUGCUGAGGAAUGUGGGGGGCUUUGACACCCCUUAAGAAUCAUGGAGGAAACAUAGGAGUGACCCUGAUCUUAGCAGGAGAUGGGAUUUUUGGAGGCGGGAGCACGAGGAACCGUACAUUCAAGAGGGGGACAGAGAGCCCCCCCAUACUAGGAGAAGGGACCCCACUUUCCAGGGAGGGAAUAUGGGGUGAAUCUGUGGCCCCCCACCUUUAAUUCCAAUGGGGGUAAAAAGAGGAUACUUGGUUUUAAGUGUGGGGGGGUCCCAAAUUCAGCGGGGCGGCAUGGGGGUGAGACCAAGGCCCCUCCCUUAAUUCCAACGGGGGAUGAUGUGAAUGGCUCAGGGGAGCUCCUUCCCAGAUCCUUUGGGGUUGAAAUGUGGGGGGAACUUUUGUACCAUCCUCUCUGUCCCUCACCCCCCGGCCCAUAAAGCAGUCUGAGCACCAGGGGGCAGAAUAACUCUGAAAUAGAGCUUUCUAUUUUCAUAUA
Messenger RNA from Chrysemys picta bellii (western painted turtle), 1847 nucleotides. RefSeq names its product phosphatidylserine decarboxylase proenzyme, mitochondrial-like. The record is from RefSeq and is a predicted model, not a curated record. Gene Ontology annotation, cellular component: mitochondrion. Gene Ontology annotation, molecular function: phosphatidylserine decarboxylase activity. Gene Ontology annotation, biological process: phosphatidylethanolamine biosynthetic process. NCBI's taxonomy places the organism in Eukaryota, Metazoa, Chordata, Testudines, Emydidae.